Messenger RNA from Macrosteles quadrilineatus (aster leafhopper), 4127 nucleotides. Its product is annotated as zinc finger protein 227-like. The transcript has 8 exons. Gene Ontology annotation, cellular component: nucleus. Lineage: Eukaryota; Metazoa; Arthropoda; Insecta; Hemiptera; Cicadellidae. Gene Ontology annotation, biological process: regulation of transcription by RNA polymerase II. Gene Ontology annotation, molecular function: DNA-binding transcription factor activity; RNA polymerase II cis-regulatory region sequence-specific DNA binding. Bases 136 to 1566 code for a protein of 476 amino acids. The record is from RefSeq and is a predicted model, not a curated record.
CACGUGCCGCCCGACCUUGCACUUCACAGUCGUCUUGUAACGCUGCGGCAGCACGCAUCUCGCGGUCCUGUGCGAUGAUAGUAGCCAAGGUCGUCUAGUUGUGUUAUCUGUCAAGUGUUUGUGAUAGACUCAGCGAUGGAGACUUGUGUUCUGAUCCCGCAGGAGUUCUCGCUUGUGCUCACCCCGGGGUUUGCCAAGAAGAGGGGCCCCGACGUCGGAGUCAGUGUGUGGACCAAUGCCAAGAUACCCCAGGGCACCCUCAUCUACCCCUUCCAGGGAACGAUCCGUCUGGACAAGCUGGAGGUCUACAGCUACCUGGACGAUAAUGAUAUCCGACACAGAUUCGGCUGCUAUGACGAAAUCACAGAGGUAGACCGUCGAAGAGUUCGACAUUGCAACUGGGUACGCUUCUUGCGGACUGCCAACUCCUAUAGCCAAGAAGUCAACAUAAUAGGCACCAAAGUCAAAGGAGAGCCGAUAUACGAAGCAGUCAAGACCAUCCCCGCUCACUCCGAGCUUGUGGUAUACUACUUGCCAGAGAGGCCCGAAGAGGUGUUCUUCAUGCCUGCUGUGCACUAUUUGCGCCACUCUCUCUACCGCCGCACCAUGGACACAAUUUUGGAGGACUCUCCUCUAGAUUUGUCCAUGUCGUUGCUCUCCAGAGCUCUCAUCACCUCCUCGUCCUCUACGGCGUCGUCACCUCCUAGUGGUCUGGACACAGACGAGCGGAAGUCCCUCUCUGGGGAGUCCUCAGGGGCGUCCACGGCCGGCGACCUGCUCCUUGAGACACCCGGACUCCGCCCUCAACCGUCACCCAAGCGGCCUGCUAGAGGAGAGCGGACGUUACUUCCAUGUGAGGUUUGCGGAAAAGCCUUCGACAGGCCGUCACUGCUCAAGAGGCAUAUGAGAACACAUACAGGAGAAAAGCCGCACGUGUGCAUGGUCUGCAACAAAGGGUUCUCCACCUCGAGUAGUCUCAACACUCACAGACGCAUCCACAGUGGCGAAAAGCCACAUCAGUGUCAAGUCUGCGGGAAGCGGUUCACUGCUAGCAGCAACCUCUACUACCACCGCAUGACGCAUAUCAAGGAGAAGCCCCACAAAUGCGGUUUGUGCUCCAAGUCAUUCCCGACGCCGGGCGACCUCAAGUCACACAUGUACGUCCACAACGGCUCCUGGCCCUUCAAGUGUCACAUCUGCAACAGGGGCUUCAGCAAGCACACCAACCUCAAGAACCACCUCUUCCUGCACACAGGAGACAAGCCUCACGCUUGCGAACUGUGCCACAAGAAGUUCGCUUUAGCAUGCAACCUGCGGGCUCACAUGAAGACGCAUGAAGCAGGUGAGACCCAGGAGGAGUGCCUACGGUGCGGCAAGGUCUACCUUCCCGCGGGCCAACCCUCUCACGGCUACUGCCCGUCCUGCGCCGCCGCCUGUCCCCCACCCCCGGGCACGGAGUCCUCCAUGCGCUCCUGCGGUGACUCCGGCAGUGAGGAGUCCUGCGCCACUGAGGACCGCGACGAAGAGGAUCACAACUCUCAGGAGCCGCUUACCGUCUCCUGCUGAUAGAACACACGCCAAAAUAUCUAUAGUAAACAAAUCCGGUUUUCUCUAGAAGGGCAUUUUAAAAUGUCUACGUUUUGGUUGGUCAAAAAGCUAAUGAUAAUAUCGUUUCUGUAUGAAUUCCAAAAUGUAAAUCUGUAUUUGACUGGAAUCACUUAAAGUGCUGAAGUUUUGUUGAUACAAAUCCAGAACGUUCAAUGUAUAGACAAUUAACACUCAUUGAAAUGUCAGACUGUUUAAAUGUUUUAUAAGUUUGUCUCCUUUAAGCAAUUUUGAUAAAGCCAAAGAAAUAUUAUGUAUCUCACAUCUCAACUAUUUUGAAAAUAUAUUCACUACUAAUCUCUUCCCCCGUACUCUACCAAUAACGAUCAACCUUUCCACCAAGUUUGUUUUUUAAACAACAAUUCCUAAUUUAUGCAAUCUUAAAGAGGGUAAACAUGUAAUGAGAAAGGAGUUGGUUGUAGAGGGUGGAGAUUCUGCCUCAAAGGUCUCGGGUCCAAAUCCCGCACAUCAGCAACUACUUCAGGCAUGUGAUCACAAACUUAUAGGCCUAGCCAGAAGAUUUGUGUGAAACGGUUUCAGGGUAGAGCCUAUGGUAGUUUCUUAGGAUGUGGAAUAAGGACAUACAAAAAUUUAAAUGCUUGAAGCAUAAAUAGCUUGACUAUAUAAAACUUCUGUAAACACCUAUUGCUAGCCUAAAUACUUCAACUUCCAAGUCCUUUCAAAAGUCAACUUCGAGGUCAAAAAGUGCCAUCAUUAUCUCGAUUAUUUUCACAGCCUACAAAGAGCAACUCUUUGUCCACCUGGCCGCCAUGUUGCUGCCGGUAACUUGGCCGUUAUCAGGUGAUCUGACGGGUCGUUAUCAGUGUAUCAGCGCCGCCUUGCGAGGCCUUCAUGAUCGAUAGCCCAGAUACCAUCGCCGUGGCGUAUGGCGCGGUAUGGGUGGCCCGAUAUUCAGGUCGGACUAAUUCCCAACAAAUCACUCGCUAUUAGUUACCGUCCGGGUGGAAUUAUUCUAAAUCAGAGCGGGAAUCGCGGAUUCUUUUCAUUUUUUAUUCGGCAAAUUCCUGGACUGUUAUGCUUUUUCACAAUGUUUUUAUCUGUAGCCACAUUUUCAUUAAUUUUUAUUUUCAUCACUAUAUCAAUAAAGUAGACAGCACAAAAGUGGCUUGAUAUCUAAUAUAACUUCUGUUUAAUUGACAAAUGGAACUUUGACAUAAAAAGUUGAUGCAAUUUUAUCGGGCCAUUUUCACGUUGUAUACUCAAUUGAGAAGGAAAUGCAACUAGACAGGUUUUAACCCAAAGUUGAAUAAACUUUUAUUGAAAGGCCCUUUGUUGCUUUGCAACAGUUUUACAGAUCUUUCUUUAGCUAGGAUUCCUUAUUAAAAAUCGUCAAUUUAAUGCCCGUUCCGUGUGGGCUAUUAAAGGUCCUUCAAAUCAAACCAGCGAUUUUCCUCAUUCCUUCAUAAAAAAUAUUUUUAUAUAUGUGUUUUUACGCCUCAAUUAACUUUUGCUACACUGCCAUACAAACUUAACUAAAAUGAAUAAAAACUAUUUUAUUCAAACCGGUUUCUUUUGGGAACAAUAUAUGCUGUCAACAUUUUACAAGUAAAAGAAGAAACUGAAAAAUUCGAAUUUUCAAGUAAGAGACUCCCAGUACGGGGAAGGAGAUACGUACCAAUGAAUCAAAUAUUUUCAUUUUACUUAGUAAAUUAAAACCACAAACAAUUGCUUUUAUCCAUAUCACUAAUAAAUGACGUCUUAAGAAGUAAAGAAACAUUCAAAUUGUACAAAUGUAACAUGUCUUGCCAGUGUACAAAGUCCGUCCUUCUAUUUAGUCAUAGCUUUACGAACGUGAUAAUUUAUUUUAAUAUUAGUUAGCUUUUACUCUAUAUGAUUAAAAUGGUAGAAACACAUGCAAAACUGUGGACUGAGCUUGUGAUUUCUACUGGGAUUGAUGUUGGUGUACGAUUUGAUAUUUAUUUGUACAUAACGAUACACUUUAUUAGUUUAGAAUACUCAAAGCAUUUUGUAAAAAGGAUAUAUUUAUUUCCUUAGCUUAUGUUAUAUUUUAACAAAAUCAAAUGUCAAAAGCGUUUGAUUGCACAAAGAUGUAUUGUGAUGUAAUUAUAGUUUAUUUAUAGUUUGAUGUCUUAAAUUGUUUAAGUGAUAGUGCUGCAAUUUUGUGUCUUUUUCCAUAUUUUUACAAUUUGUUGUCGUUUCAUUUAGGAGUUGUGUAAUACAUACAAACACUGUUUUAUUGAAAAUUCUUAUACAAUGUACCUACGUAAAACAUUACUCAAAAAACUUAUACGAUUUUGAAAUUUAGAUUUUACUACCGCUUACAUAUUGCUCGUAUGUACAUAUGUAUUUAUUGCAAAAAAAACUAAACUCCACCUGAAUAUGCUCAACUGCUCAUUGUAGCUUGGCUAAUGUACAAUAAAUGCUUUAACACUGGUGUUUCAUAAUGUUUAUGUUAGUGUGCAUAUAUAUCUAGUCAUGUAUAUACCGAUGCUGUACAUGUUGUUUUGAAAUUACUAUAUUAUUUUUGUAAAUUAAAUAAU